UUCACAUCCUCCUCCUUACUCAUCAGAAAUUUCGGGCUGGCUCGUUUUUCUGUUUUGUCCUCAUUCGCUCCCUUUGCUUCCCCCUAGUCCCUCGUCCUUGGCCUACCACCCCUUCCUUCGCUCACCUGAGUCUCUCGCUCAUUCCCCGACGCAUUGCCGGCACUGGAGGUCUUUCGACAGUAGGAGCUCCCGGCUCCUAAGAUAGGAAUCACGUCAAAAUGCUUCCAGAUAAAUAUGUCGGGCUUAUUCUAGCCAUUGUAUCGACCAUGGCUAUCGGUACGAGUUUCGUUAUCACCAAAAAGGGCUUGAUGCACGCCUCCGAACGACAUGGGUUUGAGGGCGAAGGAUUCUCAUACUUGAAGAGUCCCGUGUGGUGGGGUGGUAUAGUGACACUGGCUCUUGGUGAAGUCGCCAACUUUGCUGCGUACGCAUUUGCGCCUGCCAUCCUGGUUACGCCCCUGGGUGCGCUGAGUGUUCUGAUCGGUGCGGUCCUGAGUUCGUACUUCCUCAACGAGAUACUUGGUGUAUUAGGAAAAUUGGGCUGUGCGCUGUGCUUGCUGGGGUCGGUCGUCAUCGUUCUACAUGCGCCUCCAGACAAGCAGGUCGAGACUGUCGAUGAAAUUCUUGGAUAUGCGGUUCAGCCAGGGUUCCUUUUUUACUGUAUCGCAGUUGCGGUCUUCUCGACUCUGAUGAUCUACCGGGUUGCGCCCGUCUAUGGCAAGAAGAACCCGCUCAUCUACAUCUCGAUUUGCUCCACUGUUGGAUCUGUUUCCGUCAUGUCCGUCAAGGCCUUUGGUAUUGCAGUGAAAUUGACCAUUGGGGGCAACAACCAAUUCGUCCACGCAUCCACCUACGUCUUUGCCAUUGUGACCGGAUUCUGCAUUUUGACGCAGAUGAACUACUUCAACAAGGCAUUGAACUCUUUCUCGACUUCGAUCGUGAACCCACUUUACUAUGUUACCUUCACAACCGCGACCCUCUGUGCCUCCUUCAUUCUUUUCAAGGGAUUCAACACCACCGACGCCGUCAACACCAUAUCUCUACUUUGUGGAUUCCUUAUCAUUUUCACCGGCGUGUACCUCCUCAACCUCUCGCGACAUGACCCUGAUGGACACAGCAUGGUGAAUUCAAAACUUGACGAGGAUGGAGUGCCAACAGACGGUCUGACGAGCUUCCAGACCCGUCGCUCAAUGCAGUCCCGCCGAAGCUCCUCGAGUGCAUAUUUCAAUGGAGCCAGCGACCGCGAGGGCCUCAUCCACGCAUACGAUGCGGAAAACGGGAUCGGCAUGAACACCUUGACCGAAGCAAGUGAUGGGGGGCCAGGUCCAACUUUCCCGCAGACCGAAGCACAGACUGCAAUGCACACCAAGCAGAACAGUCAGAUCUGAUCGCAAGUGUCUCAUAGUCUGAUUGCAAUCCUCGCCUUAUAACAAGGUCUCUGAAAUGAUUCUCCUUCCUCUCUACACACACUCGACUGCUGGCAAGCUUCCCUUCCACGGGCUUGAUCUCCACUUGUAUUUUUACUGUUCCUCGAAAAUGCUAGAGUUGCAUUGAAACUCGGGCGAACUCAUCAGGCACUGGACAUGUCUGUAUGAACGACUGGAUAUGACUCUGGGUUUCUCUGGAUGGUUGGGAUUUGAUGUCUUUUUUUUCUGUUUUCUUUUCUUUUUUUUCCUCUAUCGGUGAUCUGGCGUGACGAGAUGCUUGUAUAUAGUUCAAGUUGGAUUUUCUGCAGAAUAGACUGCGACGUAUCUGGGUGGGGCUGGGCCGAUGAUGUAUUUGCAGGUCAGCUGUUUAUGGAACAUGCCCAUCCGAGAUUCUUGCUUUUUUAA
Molecule: messenger RNA, 1832 nt
Organism: Penicillium samsonianum
Lineage: Eukaryota; Fungi; Ascomycota; Eurotiomycetes; Eurotiales; Aspergillaceae
Product: DUF803 domain membrane protein
Exons: 7
Coding region: 219-1388 (389 amino acids)
Biological process (GO): magnesium ion transport
Cellular component (GO): membrane
Molecular function (GO): magnesium ion transmembrane transporter activity
Source: RefSeq, a predicted model, not a curated record